This is a messenger RNA of Caenorhabditis elegans, 820 nucleotides long. NCBI's taxonomy places the organism in Eukaryota, Metazoa, Nematoda, Chromadorea, Rhabditida, Rhabditidae. The record is from the annotation of a RefSeq genome assembly.
UAUUGGGUUUCUACAAUUCUUGGAAUUAUUGUAACCGCGACAACGAAAUAAAACAUGGAAGAAGAUAGAAUAUCAACUAAUUUUUAUUGCGAGUUAGGCGUUUGCAGAACAUAUGUUGAAAUUUUCUUUGUUUAGGUGCUAUUUAUUUUAUAAGUACUAUAAUUACGUUAAUAUUAUCAGAAAUUGUUUCGAAGUUUCAUUCUUUGUCGGUGUUUUUUCUAACACGUUCCUAGAAAUGAGAUCUUGGAUUGCCGCAAUUAUUUCAAUAGAAAGAAUGAUGGCCACAAAAAAGUGAUUCGAUUACUUUUUAUCAUUACCGAUAAAGGCUCUCCAACAUUCCAAAAUUUGCAUUUAUUUUAUUUAAUGGUGUUCUGAGUAACGUUGUUAUGUUUGGGUUUUGUGAAUUGCGACUACCUCUAGAAACAGAUUGCACAAGCUUUAAUUGUGCCGCCAUCCCUCCAUGCAUAGUUUCAAGCAAUCUCGAGAAUUAUUUUUUGCACAACUACAGUAUGCUUCACUGCAAUAUUAUGCUCCAGUCUGUGUUGGUUAUCAAUUAAUAAAAGAACAGUUACUCUAGCCCUUCGUAAAGCCAACUUUAUGUCACUGACUGAUGGAUUAUCAACACUCUUGUUUGAUUUGAUUCCAUCUUUAAUUUUUAAUUCUGGACCCAUUGAAAUUGAAAACCGUGGUCCGGUAAUGGGUGCAAAUCGUCAAACUGGAAGAUUGGUGGAAGCGAUUGUAAUGGUGAAGCUGAUGAAAACGACGAAGUCCGUACAGACGACAAUUUUCUCAAAUAUUAUUCGAGUCAACGUGAAUUGGU